AUGGAAUCUAAUCCUCAAGGCAAUGCUGCUGAGCUCAUUAUAGUCUGCUGCCAUGCCAUAUGGCUUGGAGGGCCGUCAAAUGGCUGGGAUGAAUCAGAAUGGCUGAUUGAGCCGUUUCAAAAAGGCGAAACACCAAUAUACAUUGAGCACAUCAAAGCCGGCAUAAAGGCACUAAGUCAGGCUCCUGCAGGGAGUCUGCUCGUAUUUUCAGGUGGCCCUACAAAAGCCGCUGCAGGUGCUCUAGCGGAGGGACAAUCCUAUUUGAAUCUCGCACAAGCAAAUGAAUACUUCCCAAAGACUACGACAACGACUAUAGAUCAGUCCGCAGUCACUGCCGAGAAUCUCGCCACAGACUCUUACCAAAAUGUCCUCUUCUCUCUUCUCCUUUUCCGGCGGCUGAGAGGCUUCUACCCUACCCGCCUGGUAAUUGUAUCCCAUGAAUUCAAGCGGGCACGAUUCACCGACCUACACUGCCGAGCUAUCAAGUGGCCACUUGAACGGGUGGAGUAUAUUGGCAUCAAUCCUCCCCCGGAAGUAACGCCCCCUGAUACUCUUGUUGCGGCCGAAGCAAAGAGCGGGUUCGGCCUGUGGAAGAGCGACUUGUAUGGCACGGGUAAAAUACUGCAUGAGAAGAGAGUCAAGCGCGCAUGGAAAGCUGCAGAUGCAUAUGGUGUGGUGCAGUAUAUAUGUGGAGACUUAUCAGACGUACAAGGUGAUACCCAUGAGAAGGCCCUGGAGGCGAGUGUCAUGCACUUGCUGAGAUGGACUGGUGGAAGUUCAGGAGUCGAAGUGUUUCCGGAGCGGUUACCGUGGGAAGAUGACGAUGCGGCGGUCUAA
Messenger RNA from Xylona heveae TC161, 837 nucleotides. RefSeq lists its product as hypothetical. The coding region runs from base 1 to 837 and encodes 278 amino acids. Gene Ontology annotation, cellular component: cytoplasm. Lineage: Eukaryota; Fungi; Ascomycota; Xylonomycetes; Xylonales; Xylonaceae. The transcript has 4 exons. The record is from RefSeq and is a predicted model, not a curated record.